Messenger RNA from Neoarthrinium moseri, 179 nucleotides. RefSeq lists its product as uncharacterized. The transcript has 2 exons. The record is from RefSeq and is a predicted model, not a curated record. Gene Ontology annotation, cellular component: cytoplasm. NCBI's taxonomy places the organism in Eukaryota, Fungi, Ascomycota, Sordariomycetes, Amphisphaeriales, Apiosporaceae. The annotation marks the transcript as partial.
AUGCCUACCGAAGGUCAGAUCGCCGGCGGCCACAAGGCCAACCUGAGCAACCCCAACACUUCUCAGGAGUCCAAGCAGCACUCCAGGGAGAUUCUGGACAAUGAAUUCAAUGGUGGUGACGUCCCUGCUCCCGGCGACGAAAACAAGAAUCCUGGCAAUGUUAUUGGUGGUCUCAAGGC